Molecule: messenger RNA, 564 nt
Organism: Haliotis rubra (blacklip abalone)
Lineage: Eukaryota; Metazoa; Mollusca; Gastropoda; Lepetellida; Haliotidae
Product: 50 kDa gamma-zein-like
Exons: 2
Coding region: 1-564 (187 amino acids)
Source: RefSeq, a predicted model, not a curated record
AUGGAAGACUGGGAGGCAGAAUUAUUCUCAAUGGCAUCAGAAGGGGCAAGAGUGGAGUCACUGCUGCCAACGCGAAGAGAAUUGGGAUUUAGAGCUGAUGUCGGUGGAAGCAUCAGCACCAUCGCCACCAUCACCAUACCAAUCAUCAUCAGCGUGUCCUGCAUGGCAGUGUCGUCAAUGCCGGGGUGUCUACCAGUCUAUGCAAACGGGACUAUAGACUAUAAUGGGGACCAAAAGAGACCACACCACCACCAACAACAACGACGACGCAGACCACCCGACCACGACCAACAACGGCAGCAGCACCACCGAACACCACCACGAAAAAAACACACUCACGGCGACGACAACCACGAACCACCACGCCGAAGAAGCCAACCACGCAUUAAAGAGAAAACUCGCCGACGACGCAACCAUCGGAAGAAGCAGAAGAAGAAGAAGAAGAAGAAGAAGAACCCUACAGCAUCACCGUCGCCUAUGCGCGACACCGAGGACGGCGAACAGCACCGAGGGAAGGAGAAACCAACGAGACAUCGAAGUUGCAGAAGCUCGUGGCCGAGCUGA